GAAAAAAGAUUGUGUAAAAAUGCAUUGACACAACACGGAAGAUGAUUUCGUGACCAUGUUAUGACCGGCGUCUUUAGGCAAUUUUUUGUUGAUAUUAUUUUCAUGACAUACUGGACAUCGUCACUGUUGUCAUUUGGAUUUUAUGAAGAUGACCCUUCUCUCAACAAGUAGUGAAUAAUUUAUAUGACAGCGGAUCGGAGUUAAAUUUAAAACCGAGAACAGAGACAGAUCACAGAAUAGACGGAGCUUCUUCGCAACGCCGCGUGAUGUGAGGACCCGCCGCCUGUAGUCAGACACGGACUGGUACAACUACAAAAAGACAACAAACUUAGAAGUAAUCUAGAUUUGGAUCAGCAAUAGUAAACAGUUCAAAGUUUCGUCAAACAUGGCCCAUUUGAAUGGUCAGCAGAUAUUCUUCCUGAUAUUGAUUCCAUCAUUCAUGCAGACUGUGUAUUCCACCGGUAAGGAUUUGAACAGAAGACAAUACAAUACUACUGGUACUACAUCUCCCCUAGUACAAGUAGCAUGUCCAGAAUACGACCCAGACAGACACGAACAGAGAGGGACGAUAACCAGCCCUAACUACCCCGACGAAUACCCUCCUGGUUCCCAGUGCAAGUGGCGUAUUUUUCAUGACCCUGGGGAAGUUGUGACAAUCAGCUUUCAAGCAUUCAAUGUCGAGCAAACGGACGGGGCACAGUGCACAUCAGACAAGCUUCAAAUCCAGGAGAAAUCCAUCAGGACGUACUGUGGAUAUGAGCGCCCGUCCCCGUACAUCUCUGACCCGACUAGUGAAAGCAAGGACAUCCUCAUCAGGUUUCAAUCCGACGAACAAGUAGCUGGGAAAGGGUUCUCGCUGGAUUAUUAUAAAAGUCAACAAAAUAUGGACUCUUGCCCCGAUGCAGAGCUGGAGUUCUUGUGUCAGAACCACAGAUGUAUUCCUAAGGAGUGGCUGUGCAAUAAUAUGGACGAGUGCGGGGAUCGCAGUGAUGAGUCCGUCGAUGUAUGCCAGACAGUACCCUCUGUUUCUCCUGUGACGGGCAUCCCUUACUGCCCGCCCCACACCAUCUACUGCCUGAAGAUGGACGGCAUCACGUCCCAGUGCCUCCCCGAGGACAAGAAGUGCGACGGCAACCAGGACUGCGUCAACAACGAGGACGAGCUCGGCUGCCAGGCCACCUGCAUCCACGAGAUGCCCCCUCCGUCCGGCUCCUUCUCCUCCCCCAACUAUCCGGACCAGUACCAGAACAACCUGGACUGCCGCUGGACGCUUGUCGUGACCGAAGGCAACAUCAUCCAGCUGCGCUUCGUGGCCUUUGACAUCGAGCAGGGCUACCUUCGAGACUACGUGACUGUCUACGAUGGUGGUUCCAUAUCAGCUGACAUCAUUGGUACUUACUAUGGCUACAAGUCAAGUAGCCCUGACAGCAGUACUCAUUAUCCAUCGGCCGUCAUAGAGGGCAGCAGCAACCGUCUCUAUGUCACUUUCAUCACUGAUAGCAGCUCUGGGAACACUGGCUUCAAUGCAACCUACCAGAGUAAAGGUGAUUGCAUCGAUGAUCAACGUACGUGCAGUGCAACAGACAGCAACUGCUAUGCUGAGAAUGAGCGCUGUGAUGGCAAGAUGACGUGCCUGAGAGGGGAAGAUGAGCAGGGUUGCAAUGGUUGUCCAGAGGGUGACAUACCAUGUUCUACAUCCUCUGAUCUACCAUUGAAAUGCUACGACAGUCUGGAGAGGUGCAACGGUCAGCCACGUUGUUCAGGUAAAGAGGAUGAACUGGACUGCCCUGCAUCGCUAUGUAGUGGAGAGCAUGGCCUCUUCCUCUGUGGAAUGGGCAAGUGUAUUAAGGAGAACUGGAUAUGCGACUCCAAUGUAGACUGCCCAGACAACACAGAUGAAAUGAAUUGUCCAAUGUCCCCUAAGGUGAUCACAGCAGCUGUAGUUGGUUCCAUAGUGUGUGGUCUCCUGCUUAUAGCUGCCCUCAGCUGCACCUGUAAGCUCUACCAGCUGUACCACAGCGACCCCCAUCCUCCCACCCACGUCUCCCCCCUCAGUGAGAUAGAGGAUGAGCUGAUGAGACGAGAGGCUCCUCCCUCCUACACGGCCAGCAUGUCCUCGCCCCACUUCGACGAGGCGCAGCGGGCGUUCAUCGAGAGUCUGCAAGCCGCCGCGCAAGCCAGAGCUGGGGAGGGUAACAACGGGACCGGUAGGUCCUCAAGAAGAAGGAACAACUCACAGCCGGAGGGAGGGGAAACACCACAGCCGCCAAACGCAAACAGACCCAGCUCUCCAGAUAGCAUAAACACAACUCAGGACACAAUCUCUACAACUGACAGUACUACGGUUAGUCCUCCUAAUCAACAAAAUCCUCCGUCAUCAGACGCAGCCGAUGAUGGUUCUUCCCCUUAUACAGAAAUCACAGAGCUACGGGAGAGGCCGAACCUUGGUGGUGAUACGGCAAGUAGUUGUACGACGGAUACCGACUCUGAUACAAACGCAGAGGCGGAAUUGGAGCAUCGAGAUCAUGAGAUCAUCAGGGCGGCAACUAAUAUACGUCGUAUGCGGUUAGCAGGGGGAUUACAGAACAUUGUGGAUUCUGUGACGAACCGACAGAGAGAAGGUGCAUCGGACGGGGAGACGAGAAGGCGAUCGAGCAGCGGCUUGCAGAACAUCAUCCAGCGCGUCAACCGCACCAGGGAGAACCAGCAUAGAGGGGAGGGUGAGAACAGCGGGGCAAACUCCCCAACCGGCGCUACCCCUCCCACCCUGGCCGGCCCGGACGGCACAUGCACUCCACCGAACACGCAAGAGAGUUCAUUCACUAGCGAAGAUGAUCAUUCUCCCGAACGGGACAAUGCGGUUAACCACCAUUCAACAUCAUCCGCAGACGGGAGUGUUGCGGUGGUCCAGGGUACCGCAGAGAGAAAUGAAUCAUCAUCCGGUGCCUCAGACCACAAGCCUAGCUCCUCCAACUCACCCCAGCCACCUCCAUCUCCCUCGCCCAGCUCCAGAAGCUCCAGAAGUGACGAUGCACCCAUUGAUCUUUCAAAUUCACAUGCUUUAGACCAUGAUGAGGACUCCACCUUCAUAGAUGAUGAUGAUGAAACUAUGCUCCUUGCCUCAUCAUAACUUAAAUGAACCCUCACCCAAAGCAAGCGGAUGCUUUAGUGAAUACAAUUUAUUUCAUGUGCUUUCACCUGCGGCUUCGACCAUGUAGAUUUGUAUGUCGGUAUUCAUUGAAUCACUUCAAACAAUCUGAAAGACACCAUAAGGGAUCUGGCUAGGAAGCCAUGUGCGAAGCUUCUCACCAGUACACGUUUUACUUUUCCAUCGCAGGAAAACAUUGCAAUUGUUACUGUGCACGUGAAUGAAGGAGUAAGAUUUGGAGAGGGUCUAUCGUCCUAAUGGAAGUUAUUGGAGUGAUUUUGGAACAUAUAAUGGAACAUUCAGCAAAUUUAUAGGUAAAACUCUUAUAGAACUGAACCAAAGGGAUAAAACAAAACUUAUAUCAUCUAGGGCAAAAAUGGAAAAGUUAUGGAUGUUAUGUAUAAGAUCAACAGAAAGAGGAGUUCAAUGAUAAAAAUAAUUAUUCAUGUUUGCAACAAACAAAAACAAACAAUGGGAAGUUGGUGUGAUGACCACAUCUUUUAUGGAUUCUAUGCACCGUAUUUUGUGAAGUCUCUACACCGAUGGGAAGACCCACAACACAUAUAAUAUCCUUAUGAUGUUGUCAAUGAACUGUUGAGGUGUUUUCUAUCUAACCACCUGCUAAUUGUCUCUGGAAGUCCAAUUUGUUUUAUUUGAAUCUCUGAUUUGUUUAGACCCACUGCUGAAUGGGUUGGCAAGCGUUUAUAGAUUAAGCUCACUUUUUAUAUUUGAAUUUCAAAUUUUUGUAUGAAUUAUAUAUAUAGCUCUUGAUUUAGUAUAUUUUGGGGUGCUUUUCCUUGCGGGUUAACAUUUUAUAUAUCUGAUUUUAUUUUGUGAACUCCAUACACAGUUACACACAUUAUUUUGAAACAAAAAGUAGACCAAGGAAGUGGUUCUAAUACUUCAAUGUAAUGAUUCUAUUAUGUGGUAUAAAUCUCUAUCAGCCUUACAGUUAUGAACUUAAAGAUGGUUUGUUGUCUCUUUUGCAGACCUAAAAACCUGAAGUUCGAUGAAUCUAGUGGUAUAUUGACGAGGUCCAUUAUUAGGAACCUCCACCCCAAAUGAAAAAUUGGCUUUCAACUAGCAAAUUUUGAAUUUUAAUUCCAGAUAUUUAUUUUUGAGACCCAUAGAAAAUUUGUACUUAAUUAGACCGUUAUAUCUGUUGAAUUGAGAAUACCUUCCUUUGCAGCAAUAUGAAAACAGUGCUAGAUUUGCAUUACUUACAUGUGAAAAGAAGUUUCAGAACCUACAACUGUAAAAUUUUGCGCAAGAUAACUGAAGGAUAUAAUUCAAACGCUUUACAAGUUCGACUUGAUGGUUUGUUUUACCUGACUGCCAAGAGACAACUGCUGUACCACAGAGCCACGGCAUGGAAUUUCAUGGAGUUUGCACAAGUCUGCAAAAGGGACUUACUGCCUUUAAGUGAGGUUAAAGAUAGUUGCCCUGUUUGUCCCACUGUUUAAAUCAUUGUGUUCUAAUGUAAUGUGUGAGAUGAGAUUUAAAUAUUGCAGAAAAAAAUAUCAGAAAUGAUUCAUUGCACGUUUUUGGCACAAUUUUGAGAUAACUUUCUCUGCAGUGUACAUGUAGGCCUUCUUUGCUAUAACCUAAAUCCUUUGACAUCAUUUAAAAAAUAAUUAAAUCCCCCUUAUGCCAUUGCGUGGGUCAUUUAUGUAACUUCGGAAGGACAUGCCAACUCCUGAUGGAAAAUAACAUACUCGACCUUUCAUAAGAAAGUAAAAAAUCAGAUGAGAGCUACCUAAAAAUAAUUUUCUAUGUCUAUUGUACAUGUCUCAUCAUUUAGGGCUCAACAAUAUCUUUUUUGGCAGGGGGUUUGGAAUUUUUCUUUUUCUACAGUCUGUAUGCGUGACCCCUACGUAAAAAUUUCAAAAUUUGAGGGACUUAGAUAUUGGGUGUCCAUGUAUCCCGGGCGCCUGUCGUUGUCGAGCCCUGUUUUGUGUCUCAUCUCGUCUAUACAUGUUUAAAGUGCUUUGGAAAUUAUUAUUGCCUUGACUUUAGCUGUAGCAGCCAUUGCCAGGACGUGUUGCAUUUUAAGAAGUAGAAGUAGAACUGUAGAUAAAAUGCCUCGUUUGAGUACAAACACACUGACAGGGAAUUUGAAACCGGCCUCGAUACUUGUAAAUCGUCCAUGAAAUACAGUAUUUUUAUUUGAUGCUGAAAUUUUUGAUUUGGUGAACCAUAGUGUACAUAGAGCUCCCCUUCAUAAUGAUAAAUCAUAAAAAACCAAGCAGUUGAAAUUUUAUCUUGAGAUCAAAUGCGCUUAAAUUGUGUUUACGAAAAAAGUACUAGAUAUCUAUAUCAUGAUAUUUUAUAUAAUCAUAAGACUAGUAUCCGGUGUGUUGUUUGACUUUCAUCGUUGCAAUGCUUUGUGUAUAAAUUAUUUGCACAAAUAUCAUUGACAUUUAUGCUGUAUUUAUAACUAAAACGACAAGUUUAAAUCAUCUUCUUUUCCAUUUUUUUUAAAUCUGGGUUCAGCAAAGUUAACCUAAGGUCUACAAUACCGAAGGUCCACCAGAGUUAGAAAGAUUUUUUUUUUAAGUUGCAGGCAUUUAACUGCUAACCACCCUUUGCUUAACCCAAUGGUGCACACUCUCAUUUAGCAGAAAGGUGCGACAUGCUUGUGCUGUUCUGCCAGCCGCAUGACAAUAUUAUUCUAAACACUCGUAGAAAAUAUAGAUUUGUGAGGUGCCUUUGUGUAAAGAAUAUAUCUCAAACAUAACACUUGCAUAUAUAUGGCAUGGUAGAUUGCGCCUCGCCCAACACUAACUUGCAUUUUACUCUUUUCUCAUAAUAGGAACAAAAAUAUAAUUCAUCUCUUAUAUACAUGUACUGGUAGAGAGAUAGGCACAAUUCGAAAUGGCUAUUGAAAAAUGGGUGAUACACAAUUAUGCUAGUUAAUAACUUAAUCAUUACCUGUAUGCAUGUCGAGAGAGAGGACCAGAAGUUUGGGAUUUUGUCCUGUAUUCAUUGAGUUGCAUUAUACUUUUGGUUGUCGUGUUUGCUUUUAGUGAAAUGAAGGCAAAACUCUGAACAAUAUUUCAAAUCUUUUGCCUGAAACUGCAUUCAUCUAAACCAUCCCUUUUCUGUGAACCUAUUUGGGGAUAUUUUUGUUGGUUUGAUUACAUAGUCGUUUAUAGACCAACUAUAUUUUUGUUUGAAGAUGGUUGUUUUUCCUUUACAAAGGAUUUUUGUCCUCUCUUAAUAUGACUAUUUAUAAGACACAGUUUUUAUUGUGCAAAUUAAACUUUGGUAAAACCAAACCAGUGUAACAAAAAAAUGAAAUGUAACAUUCAGUGUCACAGUGAUCUUGUGAAGUUAAUUUAAAUUAGCACAUAAGGACGUAAUAAUCAUGGUUUCAUGUAAUUGUGAUUUUCUAAGUUUAAUCUGACAAAAAUAAUUCAAAAUUCAUGAGUUUUGCUGCCUUAGUGGAAGGAGCCACACACUGACUGAAAAUUUGAGUCACAGACAGCAACAGAGGUGUCAAUAAUUUCACUCCACAAUUCAACAUCACCAAACUGUUGCUUCCCUUAACUCUGUAAAGGAAAUUGUGAAGUCAACCAGUUUUGUAAUGUUGCAUGUUUGACCAUAAUAUCAUGGUUCAAAGAUCCCCCAAAGUACUAUGUUAACACAAAGUUCCCUGUGUAUAAUCAUCAAAUGUUUGGCAAUUAUUAAACUUUUUUUAAUGAAUCUUCACAUGCAGAUUUCAUCAUCGCUAGAAUACAUUGUGCACUUCAGUCUUGAGUCAGUUUUGUUGGGAACAUCGGGGGUAAGGUGAGAUAAGGAUAGUAUAUUAUUGAUAUGAAUCACAUGCUGUAGUAUUUGAAGAUGAUGCAUCUACAUUCGUAAAGCAGUACUAGUACUUAGUAUCUACAUUUUCGUGUACCAUUUAAAACUGCCAAUGUUAUCGCAAGUGCCCAAAUGGCCACUGCGUGUUCACCUGUUGCCUCAGAAUAUGAUAUGAGGGUUAUACGUACCUUGUUUUUGAUAUAGAAAUACCCCAAGUAUUAUUAAUCUUGAUGCCUAGUACUUUGAGUGGUAUCAAAAGAGAGAUAUAUUUGUUCUGUUUUAGCAUUGCUUUGAUUAUUUUGUAAAAGGCUUGCAUGGUCAGGUUGCCACCCUAAUUUCAGAUUGAAACAAAAAGUAAUUUAGAUUUAUAUUAUGAAUGCUGUAAAUGAAAGAAGUUUCAUGCUAUGCAUCUGUUACCAACCAAAAGCUACCUAAUCAGAUUUUAAAGCUUUAAGAAUUGACAGGAGUGAUUUAUAGGAUGAUAUUAUUUGGUCAUUAAUACCGAACGUUUGCUUUAACAAAAAUAAUUUACAAAAAUAACAGUUGGUAUAAAGUUGAUGCUCGGAGGCGUGAGGGUGCCCAUAUUAGUUAACCUUUAUGUAGUACUUUCAUUUGUCACUAUCCUUUUCUCUUGUUAUAUACUUCAGCAACUUGUAACUUGUUUUAUUCUCUGUAUCCCUGACUUUAUCGAGAUUCUCACUGAAGCUUUGAACAUUAUUUGUAAAAGCAUUUAUUUCUGAAAUGAUGCAUAUUUAGACGGUUGUUUGCUUUUGUUUAUACAUUUUUACACAGUGAUUAUUAAUCGGAAACAUAUAUUUUUGUGUUUAUACAUCUUUUGUAUAAUUUGCUUUUUUCAUUGCUAUGAUAUAUAUGAUUUUGUUUUUGAAAGAACUGGAGCUUUGUACAUUUGAAAGGGCUAAUUGAUCCUAAUUUCUUGUAACUUUGGAAACUAUAGAAGAGUAUAUUUAUAUCUAUAUAUAUAUAUAUUACAGAAACAGAUGAGGGUGUAUCAUCGUCUCGUACUGACUUACAUUGUAACGUUUUUUCCCGGAAAUUUUGUGUAAAAAAUGAAUAUAAAUGACCAUGAUGAAAUGGAAA
Molecule: messenger RNA, 8050 nt
Organism: Strongylocentrotus purpuratus (purple sea urchin)
Lineage: Eukaryota; Metazoa; Echinodermata; Echinoidea; Camarodonta; Strongylocentrotidae
Product: low-density lipoprotein receptor-related protein 12
Exons: 11
Coding region: 386-3130 (914 amino acids)
Molecular function (GO): protein binding
Source: RefSeq, a predicted model, not a curated record